GUUGCUGUGGCGCCUGCGCCUUGUGUCAGGCGGCCGGUGACGUCCGGUGAGAUCCAAGAUGGUGGUGCUUGGCUGGUUCGAUCGUUGGUGACAGAAGUGCCGCUCCGCCCACCUGACACCGCCUGAAGACCCGCGCCGCCCCUCGCCAUCGCCGCUAUGUCUGGUGCCGGCAACAAACGCGCCGCGGGCGACGGGGGCUCUGGGCCGCCGGAGAAGAAGCUGAGCCGCGAAGAGAAGACCACAACCACUCUGAUUGAGCCCAUUCGUCUUGGGGGCAUCUCUUCCACGGAGGAGAUGGACUUGAAAGUACUACAGUUCAAGAACAAGAAACUGGCAGAGCGCUUGGAACAGCGACAAGCUUGUGAAGAUGAACUCCGAGAACGAAUUGAAAAGUUGGAGAAGCGGCAGGCCACUGAUGAUGCCACACUUCUCAUUGUCAAUCGCUACUGGGCCCAGCUGGAUGAAACAGUUGAAGCUCUUCUUCGAUGCCAUGAGAGCCAGGGGGAGUUGUCUUCAGGGAUAGAGGCACCCGGGAGCCAGGAGGGGCCAAUUCGCGAUGUGAUCCCACCACUGGCAGAACCAGAGACAUCAGAACUGAGGGAACCCCUGCCAAUGCAGCUCCGACCCCCUCUCAGUGAGCCAGCUCUGGCUUUUGUGGUGGCACUGGGUGCCAGCAGCAAUGAGGAAGUGGAGCUGCAACUGCAGGGGCGUAUGGAAUUCUCCAAGGCAGCCGUGUCCAGGGUGGUUGAGGCCUCUGACCGCCUCCAGCGCCAAGUAGAGGAGCUCUGUCAGCGAGUACACAGCCGAGGAGAUAGUGAGCCCCCUGGGGAGGCAGCAAGGGCACGUACCCGGGAGCUGGGUCGAGAGAACCGCCGGCUACAAGACUUGGCUACUCAACUGCAGGAGAAGCACCACCGCAUCUCACUGGAGUACUCUGAGCUCCAGGAUAAAGUGACAUCAGCAGAGACCAAGGUGCUGGAGAUGGAGACAACGGUGGAAGAUCUGCAGUGGGACAUCGAGAAACUUCGCAAGAGAGAGCAAAAGCUUAAUAAGCACCUAGCAGAGGCCUUGGAGCAGCUCAACUCUGGCUACUAUGUGUCUGGGAGCUCCUCAGGCUUCCAAGGAGGCCAAAUAACACUUAGCAUGCAGAAGUUUGAGAUGUUGAAUGCAGAAUUGGAAGAAAACCAGGAACUGGCCAACAGCCGCAUGGCAGAGCUGGAGAAGCUCCAAGCUGAGCUUCAAGGGGGCGUACGGACCAAUGAACGCCUCAAGGUGGCCCUGAGAAGCCUUCCUGAGGAGGUGGUACGAGAGACAGGGGAGUACCGCAUGCUGCAGGCCCAGUUCUCACUGCUCUACAAUGAGUCUUUACAAGUGAAGACCCAGCUAGAUGAGGCUCGAGGGAUGCUGCUGGCCUCCAAGAAUUCCCACUUGAGACACAUUGAGCAUAUGGAGAGUGACGAGCUGGGGCUGCAGAAGAAGCUUCGCACAGAGGUUAUUCAGCUGGAGGACACCCUGGCCCAGGUACGCAAGGAAUACGAGAUGCUGCGCAUCGAGUUUGAACAGAACCUGGCAGCCAACGAGCAGGCCGGGCCCAUCAACCGUGAGAUGCGUCACCUGAUUAGCAGUCUCCAGAAUCAUAACCACCAGCUGAAAGGGGAUGCCCAGCGAUAUAAGCGAAAACUUCGAGAAGUACAGGCUGAAAUCGGCAAGCUCCGGGCCCAGGCCAGUGGCUCUACCCACUGCAUCCCCAACCUGGGCCAUCCAGAGGAUUCUGGCCUUGGUGUCCCAGCUCCAGGGAAGGAAGAGGGUGGGUCAGGUCCUGGUGGUACCCCUGACAGCAGAAAGGAGAUGGCUUCAGUGUCUGGAUCCACCACUACUACCUUCUCAGUGAAGAAAGAAGAUCUAACCCCUUUUGAAGAUGAUGCCCAGUCCCUAACUCCUGGGACCCAGGGCCCAUCCUCCCGAAACCGAGAACCUGAGGCCAGGCCUAAGCGAGAACUUCGUGAAAGAGAAGGGCCUAGCCUGGGGCCCCAACCUGUAGCUUCAGCUCUCUCACGGGCUGAUCGAGAGAAGGCUAAGGUGGAGGAAGCCAAAAGGAAGGAGUCGGAACUGCUCAAGGGUCUCCGAGCAGAGCUCAAGAAAGCCCAAGAAAGCCAAAAGGAGAUGAAGCUGCUGUUGGACAUGUACAAGUCAGCACCCAAGGAGCAGCGGGAUAAAGUACAGCUCAUGGCAGCUGAGCGCAAGGCCAAGGCAGAGGUUGAUGAGCUUCGGAGCCGCAUCCGGGAACUGGAGGAGAGGGACCGAAGGGAAAGCAAGAAAAUUGCAGAUGAGGAUGCCCUGCGGCGCAUCCGGCAGGCAGAGGAGCAAAUUGAACAUCUGCAACGCAAGUUGGGUGCCACCAAGCAGGAGGAGGAGGCUCUGCUGUCGGAGAUGGAUGUGACAGGUCAGGCUUUCGAGGACAUGCAGGAGCAGAACGGGCGGCUGCUACAGCAGUUGCGGGAAAAGGAUGAUGCUAACUUUAAGUUAAUGUCAGAGCGGAUCAAGGCCAACCAGAUUCAUAAACUGCUUCGGGAAGAGAAGGAUGAGUUGGGCGAGCAGGUUCUUGGCCUCAAGUCCCAGGUGGACGCCCAGUUGCUGACUGUGCAGAAGCUGGAGGAAAAGGAGCGGGCCUUGCAGGGCAGCCUUGGGGGAGUGGAGAAGGAGUUGACACUGCGCAGCCAGGCCCUGGAGCUUAACAAGAGGAAGGCUGUGGAAGCAGCCCAGUUGGCUGAGGACCUGAAGGUACAGCUGGAGCAUGUGCAGACUCGCCUUCGGGAGAUCCAGCCUUGUCUGGCAGAGAGCCGGGCUGCUCGGGAAAAAGAGAGUUUCAAUCUCAAGAGAGCUCAAGAGGACAUCUCCCGGCUGCGGCGGAAGCUGGAAAAGCAGAGGAAGGUGGAGGUUUAUGCAGAUGCUGAUGAGAUCCUGCAGGAGGAGAUCAAGGAGUACAAGGCACGGUUGACCUGCCCCUGCUGUAAUACACGCAAGAAGGAUGCCGUUCUUACCAAGUGCUUCCAUGUAUUCUGCUUCGAGUGCGUGCGGGGCCGCUAUGAGGCCCGCCAGAGGAAGUGCCCCAAGUGCAAUGCAGCCUUUGGUGCUCACGACUUCCACCGUGUCUACAUCAGCUGAGCCUGAAACCCAAAGGGGCCUUGGAACACCCACAUACACUGAGGGCUGUGCCUCUAUGUCCCUCCAACAGGUGCAGUGGCCCCAACCUUCAUUCCAGACCCCAUGGGCCCAGCCCUCUGCCUACCUAGUUGGUUUUGGGCUUCUGGUAUAUGUUGGUGAGAUGGGAUCAGCCAGGCUCAGUUGUCUUUUCCUGAAGGUCAGGAAGGUCUGCAGCCUGGAGGGCUUUUCAGGCCCACAAGCAUUCAUCCACAGCCUUCGAUGCUGGCCCUAACCCUGCUUCUGCGGAGACAGACUCAUUCUAACCCUACCUGCCUACACAUCCACAGUGACAACUUGGGACCCCUUGUGCUUGACACUGGGGCCUGGGCCCCAAGGAGCCUUUCUUCACCAUUUAUCCCCAGGCCCCUGUAGGGCCUUAACCUUUUAGUGGAGUUCCCUGGGCUCUGGCAUGACUCUUGUACUGAUUGCUGGAGUGGCUGCUCCCUGGGAGUACUGCCCCUUUCCCCUGGGAAGCUCUACUUGUGCUUCCCAAUCUCUACAUCUCACCGAGGCCACCCUGUCCAUCCCCUGGGUUCCUGUCCCUAGCCCUGUAUUUAUCCUGGUGGCCUUAACUGCUGCGAAGGUGCACCUUACCAGGAGAGGGACAGCCCAGCACUAGUCCCUGGGCCAACUUCCUAUCAUUCCAGUGGAGAACUUUGCUCAACACCUCGUGACUGAGCCUGUGCCCAGAUGGUUCCUGUGCUACCUAUGCGCUAUGAAGGUAGCACCGAGAGGAGGCCUGAAGACAUACUGACAGUUGCAGACACCUGUUUGGACUCACAGCCUCUGCUCUAAACAUGUCUUGUGUGGGGUGUUUUAUUGUUAUGAAUAAACGCCCAGCCCUAGGCAUACAGAA
This is a messenger RNA of Jaculus jaculus (lesser Egyptian jerboa), 4060 nucleotides long. RefSeq names its product ring finger protein 40 (gene Rnf40). The record is from RefSeq and is a predicted model, not a curated record. The transcript is spliced from 20 exons. NCBI's taxonomy places the organism in Eukaryota, Metazoa, Chordata, Mammalia, Rodentia, Dipodidae. The coding region runs from base 157 to 3165 and encodes 1002 amino acids. Gene Ontology annotation, molecular function: metal ion binding; ubiquitin protein ligase activity. Gene Ontology annotation, cellular component: nucleus; HULC complex.